CUCACUGGUUCAGCUGGGCGGUGGGAUGCCGGGGCGAGAGGACGAGAUGCACCCCGUGCUGAAGGCCUUCGUCUGCGGCUCCAUCAGCGGCACCUGCUCCACGCUGCUCUUUCAGCCCCUCGAUCUGCUGAAGACCCGCCUGCAGACCUUGCAGCCGGCCGUGGGAGGGUCCGGUCGUGCUGGGAUGGUGACGGUGCUUUUCAGGGUGGUUCGAACUGAAAGUCUUCUGGGGCUGUGGAAAGGCGUCUCUCCCUCCUUUGCAAGAUGUAUUCCUGGGGUCGGGAUUUACUUCAGCACUCUGUACACCAUGAAGCAGAAGUUUCUAGGGGACCGUUCACCCACAGCCCUGGAGUCUGUCUUUCUGGGUGCCACUGCACGUGCAGUAUCUGGGAUUUGCAUGUUGCCAGUAACAGUGGUGAAGACACGGUAUGAGAGUGGAAGAUUUGGCUAUGGGAGCGUGUAUGGAGCUCUGAAGAGUAUCUAUCAGACAGAAGGGGCUCGUGGCAUGUUCAGUGGGCUCACUGCCACCCUGCUACGGGAUGCACCUUUCUCUGGGAUCUACCUGAUGUUCUACACGCAGACCAAAAAACUCACACCUCAGGUCCAGCUGGAUCCAGUGCUCAUGCCUGUGGUGAAUUUUGGCUGUGGGAUCUUCGCGGGAAUCUUGGCUUCGCUGGCAACGCAGCCUGCUGAUGUCAUCAAAACACACAUGCAGCUGUCCCCUAAAAAGUACCGCAGGACAAGCCAGGCCAUUGCCUUCAUCUACAGGGACUUUGGGUUGGUUGGCUUCUUCAGAGGCGGUGUGCCUCGUGCCCUCAGGCGUACUUUGAUGGCAGCAAUGGCGUGGACUGUAUAUGAGCAGAUGAUGGAAAAAAUGGGCUUGAAAUCCUGACUGACUUGCACUGGAACUGCCCAGCCUCACUCCUUCUCCUGCUUGCUGUGACCAGCUGGCACUGGAAAGCUCCCAGCUCCAAGGAGGAAUAAGCCUUGCUCAGCUGGGAGGAAGAAAGCCCUUCUGAGGCAGAGGAUUAGGCCUUUAGGGAAGUAGAAGGAAGAAAGAUCAAAUCUUUGCAUCUUUUGAUCAGUGCAUUCCAGAAGGACUGUACUUGGGACUGCCUUGGGCAGGGUUUCCACAGCAUGGUAUCUAUGCUGAGAGAAGCCCAUUUUAAAAAUAGCUCUGUGCGUGCCACCUUUAUGCAAUGAGAAAUUGCUGAGUGUCUGAGGAGAAAACAGUGAGGGCAGUGUUGACUGCAGAACCUGCUUGUGUUUUCCUUGCUGUCUGGCCAGUAAGGCCAUCAUGGUACACCAUCUGAUGCAGAUCCUUCUUCCUCAUAUGCUUUGUUCUCCCCGGGAGCACUGCAGACCACAGUAGAAGACUGGAUAUGUGUCUUGAUGUUUAUAAUGCAAGAGUGGAUGGAAGAGAAAAGAGGCCCCGAGGGAAAACUAGGAAUACAUUUUCUGUCAUUAUUUUUGUACUGUGCUUGAUAGCAGAGAAAGUAAUGUGCACCUCCCUGCUGUGUUGCCUCAUUUGGUAACUGAGCAUCUUAACACUUCAAAUACAUUUCUGUAGCUACAACAGCGUUUGCAGUGGAAUUAGAAAGAGUAAGGCACUUUAAACCAGAAGUAGAGAGCGCAUUAGUUGCUACCAAAGUUCUCCUGAUUCUCUGAAAGACAUUUUUCCUGCUGGUCAGACUAUAUCAGGAAAACUCAAAUGUUUUUUAUCCAGUUGUACUAGAGACUUACUUGCCUCCUGUUGCUCAUUUGCUGAUCCCUCUGCUCCUUAGAUGUAGCUUUUAAGGUCAUAGCUUCCAGAGCGUAAAUGUAUAAUGGAAGCAGGUACUGCUACUGUACUGACACUUUAAAUUUCCCUGAGAAGCCACUACUGACUGCAUGUGGAAUAUCUUUGGUUUGAGAGAAGAGGCUGUUCUUUUCUCUAAGCUUUCUCCAAAGUUCGAGGGGUUUGAGUGUUUGGUAAGGACAAAGAAACCCUGGACAGAUUGUCAGAUGUUCAUUUUCUUUUAGCAGGUAGCCUGUUCUUAUUUUAGUAUUCCUGAUGUAGCAAUGGGAAAGCACUGUACAAAUUGUGCACACAGAGGCAUAAUGAGGCACGUGAGCAAGGAAAGCUAGGUGACAAAUCUUGUAUUAAGUUAUGUCCUCAUUAGAAAUCUAAAAUGCAGGAAUACUUCAGUGGCUUUUAGGCCCUCUCCUUCUGCCUGGUCAAGUAACAAAGACCUGAAGAAUCUAGUUGACUGCUGGUGUCUUCAAAGUCAACUGAUUUUUAUCUGGGUUCUAGGCUAAUGCUGUGUUAGAUUUUUUUCUUCUUGAAAGCCCUUCCAUUGCCUGCACUUUUUGGAGAAUGAGGAGGCUCUUCAAUGUUGCAGCAGUGUGAAAAAGUGUGUGCUUCUGACAUGUGAACUAGCCUGGGCUCUUGGUUUUUAACAAACCUAAGUUUCACCACCUGUUUCAUCAGCGGUUGGUGUUGUAAAUCCAAAGACCUCUCUAGACAGGAGCCAGUGAGUUUUGUCAUGUGAGUUUGUUUUUAUUAUUUCUCUUGUUGCUUCCCUUACAUAUAGGGUAAGAGAGAGCCUGAGGUUCUGCUUUGUGAUCUGACAUCUGUGUCAAUAGGCAGGAAGACUCAGCUUCCUCAGCUCUGAUCCUCACUACCCCUCACCCUUUUACUCUCUUCAAAAACAUUCUAUUUCUAGAGUGAUUUGUUGAAGUUACUUUUUGAUAGUUAUACCAAGUCAAAAACAAUUUUUUGGAUAUAUUGCUUGUGAUGUUCUGUGCUUCUAAUGAACAACAAAUUAUUGUUGUGCAACUUAAAUGCAAAUAAAAACCAAAGAAAAUUCCAGAGGCAGGUACUGAGUCUCCUGUCUGCAUAACCCCUGCAAUUCAGUGCUAACAAUCCCAGCAGAUAAUCACUGACAAAGUCAUUUUAGCCUGGAUUUUGGAGAAGCUAAGGUGACAGUGUGAGCUUUUUUAGAUUGCCAGAUCACCAUCAGACCCCUCUCCCAAUGACCUCACUUGUUGGCAAUUCCAUGUUAGUGAACGUGCAUUGAUUCUGUUAUUCCUGCAGCUGUGCUCUAAGAACACAACUGGUUAACAGAUGGAGGCAGUCAGUAUUUACCUGAAAAUUAUAAAGAUACAGGAGAAAUAGUCUGAUUGUCUAUUGAUUUUGUGUUAUUUCCAUGCUGCCUGUAGUGUUUUUUUCUUUUUUUUUGACUGGAGCUUUGGGACAGUAUUUUGAGUGUAUGUUUACAUGAAAUAUUUAUGUGAUAAGGAAUAUAUUUAUAUUAAAAGCUGUGGUUACCAAAAUUAA
Molecule: messenger RNA, 3319 nt
Organism: Centrocercus urophasianus (Greater sage-grouse)
Lineage: Eukaryota; Metazoa; Chordata; Aves; Galliformes; Phasianidae
Gene: SLC25A38
Product: solute carrier family 25 member 38
Exons: 7
Coding region: 26-892 (288 amino acids)
Biological process (GO): glycine import into mitochondrion
Cellular component (GO): mitochondrion; mitochondrial inner membrane
Molecular function (GO): glycine transmembrane transporter activity
Source: RefSeq, a predicted model, not a curated record